Molecule: messenger RNA, 1683 nt
Organism: Hevea brasiliensis (rubber tree)
Lineage: Eukaryota; Viridiplantae; Streptophyta; Magnoliopsida; Malpighiales; Euphorbiaceae
Product: cytochrome P450 98A2-like
Exons: 1
Coding region: 49-1581 (510 amino acids)
Molecular function (GO): oxidoreductase activity, acting on paired donors, with incorporation or reduction of molecular oxygen; monooxygenase activity; heme binding
Source: RefSeq, a predicted model, not a curated record
ACGUUAUAUUAAGAUGGGCUUCUUAUCAUUUCUCAAGAAAAGAUAAAAAUGAGUUUUUCUCUCCUGUUCAUUUCCAUCAUAUUCAUCUUCCUUGCUUACGAAUAUUCGUACCGCAGGCUAAAAUACAAGCUCCCUUCAGGACCCUUUCCAUGGCCCAUACUGGGAAACCUUCCCUAUCUUGAACCAGACAUUUUCCAGUGUCUUGACAAGUGGUCACAAAUUUAUGGUCAAAUUAUAUCGCUCUGGCUUGGUUCCACCUUAAACGUUGUGGUCUCAUCCUCCGAGUUGGCCAAGGAAGUGCUCAAAGACAAGGAUCAGCUAUUGGCUCAUAGGCCAAGAAAUAAGCCUGUGAGUAUAAUGUCCAAAGAUGGCAAAGGCAUUCUGUGGGCAGAUUAUGGUCCUCAUUACGUUAAACUGAGAAAAAUUUGUACUCUCGAGCUCUUCUCCCCAAAGGGUAUUGAAGCUCUCAGACCUAUCAGAGAAGGUGAAGUCAGAGCUAUGGUUGAGUCAAUUUUUAAAGAGACUAUUAAUCCUGAUAAUUAUAGCAAGAUUUUGUUACUUAGAAAGUAUUUGCAGCCCGUAGUCUCAAACAGCGUUACAAUGUUAGUAUUAGGGAAGCGAUUCUUGUCUAGAGGUGGUGUGACAAGCGAACUGGGACAGGAGUUUAAGGCAACAUUGGGUAAUGAAAUGAAGCUUGCAGGCUCAUUUUUCCCUGCCGAGCACUUCUGGUGGCUAAAUUGGAUCUUUUGGCUCCGGAAUAACACGUUUUCCAGGCAGCUGGCACGUAGAGACAGGCUCAUUCGAGCUGUAAUAGAGGCUUACAGGGCUGAAAAAAAGAAUGGUGCUAAUGCCAAGCCACAUCUUUUAGAUUCACUUCUUGGUUUCCAAGAAACUUAUGGCCUUAGCGAGGAAAGCAUUAAAGAACUACUCUGGGACGUAACAACUGCAGGCCUGGAGACAAGUAGUAUAGUUGUUGAAUGCGCCAUGGCUCAAUUGGUCAAGAAUCCAAGGGUGCAAUUCAGGGCUCAAGAAGAGCUUGACAAAGUAAUUGGGCUCAACCGUGUAAUGGCCGAAUCCGAUAUCUCUAAACUCCCUUACCUGAAAUGCAUUGUCAAGGAGGCACUAAGGUUGCACCCUCCAGCCCCAUUGCUGCUACCUCACAAGGCAAAUUCCAAUAUCAAGAUUGGUGGCUACGACGUUCCUAAGGGAACUCACGUUCAUGUGAAUGUUAGGGCCAUAGGACGUGACCCAGCAGUGUGGCAAGACCCAGUAGAAUUUAGACCUGAAAGGUUCUUGGAGAAAGAUGUAGAAAUUAAGGGUCAUGAUUUUCGAUUGCUGCCAUUUGGUGCAGGAAGGCGAAUGUGCCCUGCUGCCCAAUUGGGCAUGAAUUUGGUUACGUCGAUGUUGGGUCAGCUGUUGCAUAAUUUCAGCUGGGCUCUUCCUGAAGGGGUACUGCCUGAAGAGGUUGACUUGUGUGGGAUCUCAGGGAUGGCUAGUUUCAUGCAGAAACCAUUACAAGUUGUGCCUAGUGUGCGAUUGCCAGCCCACUUGUACAAAAAUGAGGGUUUAGAUACCCAAUAGCUUUUGCUUUUUGAAAUGAUCUACCACUUGUUGAUCGUUUUUCACAUGUUGUUUGCUUGAUGAUCAGGUUUUUACUUUUGGGCAUAUUUGGAUUCUUGGCCU